Messenger RNA from Venturia canescens, 886 nucleotides. RefSeq lists its product as uncharacterized. The transcript is spliced from 3 exons. NCBI's taxonomy places the organism in Eukaryota, Metazoa, Arthropoda, Insecta, Hymenoptera, Ichneumonidae. The record is from RefSeq and is a predicted model, not a curated record. Bases 168 to 518 code for a protein of 116 amino acids.
CAGAGAAAUGUAAGUUAGUCUUUUUUGUAUCAACGUGAUGAUACCUUGUCCGAUAUAAUAAAGAGUAAAGAAUUAUUCGUUACUUCCACAUUAACUCGUGUUUUAUUUAACGUCUGGCGUGCUUUCAUAAAGUGGUGACUGUUAUCUCAGGCACUAGCAAUAGUCGUAUGACAAACUGCCUGCCAACAAUGGCUAAAUCUCUCAAAUUUUUUGCGUUUUCGGUUCUCAUAAUCGGAAUUGUUAACUGUCACGUUCUCAACGACGUAUCUCACGUUUCGGAGGAUGGAAUUGCCACCACGUCCAAAGGCUCUGACGAUUAUCGACAGAAAAUCGCUAGUGAGACCGAUCGCGCAACCCUCGAGCGUAACGCUGUCGAUGAACAAAAUUUGCAUCUCGAUAAUUUAAAGGCUGAAAACUCAUCAAAGCUUUCAAGGAAACUCAAAAGUGCAACAACGCAAUUCGAGGCGAAGUCAGCUGGUGGGAAACCUUGCUAUUUUAAGCUUUGCAACAUGGGUUGACUACAGAAUCGUGUUCACGGUUGUGGCAACAGCGCAAUUUCAACGACGUAGAAAACUGGUCAUAUUUCAAGCAUUUAAAAUCCUUGUAAUUCAUCGACAACUUUUGUAUUCGAAUUGCCGAAAGUUGAGCGUAAUAUUAAACAAAAUACGUAUGCGAUUUGAAAAAUAUUUUCAUUCGAAGUACUCGAGUUUUCGGUGCUUGGUUAUAUUUUUAUAAGAUUAUAAUGUUACACGCAGCAUAAUAAGUACAUGGCAAUAUAUACGUUUAUUAUUAAAGGUGUUUUAUUAUAACUCAAUUUUGUGUUCCGACAACGUUUUUGGAAGGAAAAAAUUUGGCCCGAAAAAAAAAGUAUCGCGUGCCAUACGAA